AACGAGAUUAGAGAAAACAUGCAAACUCUGCAGGUGCUUUUCAGAGUCUGCUGCAAAAGAUUAUUAUAUAGUGUAACUAUGGUGAAAUAAUAUUUGCUGGCUGUUGGUAGACAAAAAACCUUUAAGGUAGAAUCAUGAUUGGAGAUCAGAACUGACGUGUAUAAUUUGCUUACUGUCACAAUGCAGCGCAGUCCGCAGCAGCCUGGCAAUACAGGCCACAACCCAGGUGGAACCACUGGUUACUCAGACCCGUCAAACCAAACUAAUAAAACAGUUUACUUUUAUAAAGAUGGCGAUACUAACUUUCCCGGGAUUAGACUCAGUGUUAACUCGCGUAAAACGCGGAAUAUGGAUGCAUUGUUAAAUGAGUUGAAUUCUAAAAUACCAAAUAUGAGUUUUGGAGUUCGUAGUGUAUUUACCCCUGGUGGUCAUGACAGUAUUCAUUCUGUUGACGAUCUUGCCCAUGAUGGCAAAUAUGUAUGCUCAACUCAUCUUAAUCGUGCCAAAGGGGUCAAUCUUCAACAUGUUCGAGGAUCACGCUCAUGGCAUCAAGCUGGAAGGCCAUCUAGUGGCAAACGAUCGUACUAUGCCUCAUUACGGCAAAUUGAGAGCGAAAGGAUUUAUAGACCAAGAGCCGCGCCACCUGUCUCUAAAAAACGCUUAUCUCCCAGACCUCCACCCCCUCAGGCCAAACAUAAACCCCCCAGGAAAAUCACAGUGAUGAGGAAUGGGGAACCUGGAGAUAAACAUGUCAUCUUACUAAAUACGAGAACAGCACAGACGUUUGACCAAGUCAUGAAUGAUCUUUCUUUUACCUUCAAAAUGCCUGCAAGGAGGCUGUAUACUCUCGAUGGAAAACCGGUUUCUGGACUUUCUGGUAUAUUCAAUGGUCCUGAUACAUUUGUCUUAGCUGGCAAAGACAAAUUCAAACCCAUGUAUGGGAUGGUUCCCUACGCAAUGCAACAGAAACGCAGCCCCCGAUCUAGUCAAGAUGGCCGUCUAAGUACAUCAGAUGGAACUGUUGCCGGCAGAUUGAAGGAUAAAAGAGAAAGAGCCAAUAAGACCAGAGGCAAAUGGAAGGUGUGGGUGACAACCAAUGAACUGCCAGCAUCAGGAACGGGAUCCAAUGUCACCCUGACAGUCUACGGGAAGAAAGGCAACUCAGGGCCAUUGCCACUAGGUGGUGCUGAUUUGGGAAGUUUUGCCGCAGGGAAUGUUGAUCAUUUUGAGGGAAAACUGCUUUAUUUCAACAAGGUGUCCAUAGGUAACAUAGGAGAAAUAUAUAAGAUUCGUGUGGCUCAUGACAACAAAGGGGAGUUUCCAGGGUGGUUCCUCGAUGAGGUGAAGUUGCGAGACAUGCACACAGAAGAAGAGUUAAUCUUCACCUGUCGUCGCUGGCUGUCACGAGACGAAGACGACUCUGAGAUUUGUCGGGAACUGCCAGCAGUUAGAGAAGGGGAACCUGUCCUGCCAAUCCACAAAUAUGAAGUGACUGUCCACACUGGGGAUGUCUGGAAUGGUGGCACGAUGGCGAAUGUCUACAUAACCAUAUAUGGAGAACGUGGUGACACAGGCGUGCGACAAUUAUUCAACCCAAAACGAAAACCAAAAUUUGACAAAGCUCAGGUUGAUAAAUUUAACAUUGAGGCAGUGUCCCUGGGUCGUCUGAAGAAGAUUAUCGUUGGUCAUGAUGCAACCGAUGAAGGGGAUGGAUGGUUCUUGGAUCGUGUUGUUGUCAAGGAGUCUCCAAGAGCCUACACAGACUACACUUUCCCUUGCAGCAAGUGGUUAGAUGCAGGGGAGGAUGAUAACAAGAUCGUACGUGAGAUUAAGGUCCAGGAGGAGUUUCAGCAGGACCUUGUUGAGCAACAAUUGUGGGAGCUUGAGAAGUGGAAGUUUGAAUCUGAUCGUCAUGUGAUGUUGUUCUCCAAGAGCACAGAAAGAGCACUUAGGGUUCGUGCAGAUGGUACUGUAGAUGGGGAGGGGGACUUGAGCGAUCAUGAAGGUGUAUUGAGAGUUGUUACAAGGCGUGGCAUGGUGCGAGUGUUCAACAGUGUGGCCAAUCCACGCUUUUGGAUUGCAAUAGAUAAUGCAAAGCUUGGAACACAGGGGAGGGGGAGUGCUUAUUGUGACUUCCGUAUAAGAGUACAGCAAGAUAGAAGCAUUUUACUUGAAUCUGUGAAAUAUCCAUUACAACAGAUGACCAUCCUCCCCACUGGUCAAGCUGGGGAUUGCCGCAGUAAUACAACUAGUCCAACUGUGAAUAGGCAGUUCUAUGCAUAUUGCAAGGGUAUGUUUAGAGCGGAAGGCAUUCUGAUGUUCUGUACAUCUCUGUACCAGACUCUGGUUGUGGAUCAUGAAGAUAACCUUUAUGCCACAGGAAAGCGUAACCGCACAGCACACUUCAAAGUCCACAAAGUCUCUGAGGGAAACAUCCGCAUGUUUGAGAGUCUUGUGUCACCUAAUAAGUUCUUGAGAAUGAAAGAUGGACAAUGUGACUGCCAGGGUUCUGGAGAUGAGUCUUGCCAGUUUAAAGUUGAACGCUACAAGGAAAAGGGCUACGUCACGCUAGAAUCAAUCUCCAAUAGGGGGCUCUUUGUAGGGAUGACACCAGAUGGCAGUGUACGCCCAACAGUAGACACUGGAGCGAACAAUGUCCGGCUGUACCCAGAAGUGCUUCACUUUGGAUUCUCAAAGAAUGCCCCAUCUCCCGCUCUCGAGUCUGUCCCUGAGCCAGCUCUGGUUGCAACCCCUCCCCCUACCAAGAAAACCCUACGCAGUAAAACAAAAACACCUGCAAGUCGAGAAAAGCCACCACCCUCAAGGAAACAGAAGAAGAAAGUGGAGAAGAAAGAAAGUACAAAAGUGGUUGAGGUUGAAAAGGAAGAGGUAGCUCAAGAGGAAGAUGUGAAGGAAGAGGUUAAAGAGGAAAGGAAGGUUGAUAGCGCUGCUUCUAAAUCAUCAGUUGCUUCAUUGUUUGAAGAAGGUGAUUGGAAGGUUUGGAUUCACUCUGAAGAGACUGCACAAAAUGCUCACAUUGUCAUGGUUGUCUAUGGGGACAAGGCAAACUCUGGGCCUAUCAUCCUUGGUACUGCAGGAGAGGCAAAACUGUUCCUUAAGGCCAACAAUGAUCACUUUAAGGUGAAUUUGAAGAGUGUUGGAGAGAUCUACAAAAUGAGAAUAGAGCUGCAACAUGCGACCACGGUGACUGCUCCAAGUGAUAUGUCUUGGAAAGUAAAAGAGGUGAAACUACAAGAUUAUACAACCAAGGAACUGUUGAAGUUUAAGUUAAAUAGAUGGCUCUGUAUGCAAGAGGAUGAUGGGGCACUGAUGAGAGAACUACCAGCAAUUAGACCAAAACAACCAGUCCUACCUGUGUUGCGUUAUGAGAUUGAAGUUCACACAGGGACUGAGCCAGGCUCCGACACUGAUGCCAACGUUUACUUGCAAUUGUCUGGGGAGAGGGGAGACACAGGGAAGCGAUUGUUACAUAGGUCAGAUAAGGAGCAGAAGUUCCUAGAAGGACAGGUGGAUACAUUCUAUGUGGAGGCUGUCUCACUAGGCAUGCUAACAGAGUGCACUAUCAGUCAUGAUGGAGAAGGUCCGGGUGAAGGCUGGUUCUGUCUCAAGGUAGUCGUCAGGGAACACCAAGGGGAUGACAAACAAUACGUUUUCAUGUGCAACAGUUGGCUUGAUGCUGGUAUUGAUGACAAAAAGACAGAACGGACUCUUACUCUUUUUGAUAUUGAUGCAUAUGAUAAUGAGCUGAACGUGGUGGCUCAAAGAUUGGCAGAGGAGAUCCUGCAAGAUGUAUUGGACUCUGAUAGUGAGUUUGACUUAGCAUUGACAGCCGUGGAGUCAGAUGAUGGAGAGGUAGAGGUAUUAGAGAAAGAUGAGCCAAAAGAUGGAGAUUGGCACAUGUUGGUAACAACAGGCAAACAAAGCAGCACCAUGACAACCAUAGAUGAUGUAAUCCUUGUGGUGUAUGGCACCAAGCAACAGUCAGCACCAAUAACCCUUGGCUCUGGAAAGGCAAACCUUUUCCUACCUGGCACCACUGAAGAGUUCAAUAUUAACAUAGGGACUGAUUUAGGUGAUAUUUACAAAGUUAGAUUUGGACUUAAGAACGCCACCCCUGAGUCUGGAUGGUUUCUUGAACGUGUCAAGGUGAAGGAUUUGUUCCGGAAGGAACUAUUCAAUUUCAAGGUGAAUCGCUGGUUUGCAUAUGAGCAAGAUGACUGUGAUAUUUGGAGAGAACUACCUGUUGUACGGCCAGGCAAACGCCCUUAUCCUGUUCUGAAGUAUACUGUUGAAGUGUACACUGGCACCGAACCUGGAGCAGAUACAGAGUCAAACAUCUAUGUGAACAUACAUGGUACUAGGGGGGACACAGGAUCAAGGCGGCUUUAUAGGACCCUCAACAACUCCAUAGCUUUCCAGGAAGGCCAGAUGGACCAGUUCACCAUUGAGGCUGUCCACCUUGAUGAAGUGAAUAAACUUGUGGUGGGUCAUGAUGGGGAGGAAUCUGGUGCUGGGUGGUUCUUGGAGAAAGUGAUUGUGAGAGAACCAGAGGAAUUUGGCAAGGAGUAUUAUUUCCCAUGUUCAAGAUGGCUGGAUUGUGGCCAAGAUGAUGGCCUUAUAGAGCGCGAACUAGUGGUGACAGCGCCACCUGCCAGCUCUGUAGGACAUUACAAGGUGAUCAUCAAAACACACACUGAUUCCCUAGAGGCUCCAACUAAUGCCAAGGUUGACUUUGUUGCCUAUGGUGAGAAGGGAGUGAGUCAGGAGAUUACUCUAGAAGGGGAAGAAAAGUUUACUCCAGGCAGUGAAAAUGAAUUUGAGGUUCACUUAGGGGACAUUGGAGACUUGUACAAGGUGCGUGUAUCACAGGAGGACAAUAACGACUGGGACGGGUGGUACCUGGAAUGUCUUACACUUGUUGAUAUGGAUACACAGGAAGAGAAACGUGUGAACUUUGAUCGCUGGAUGGCACGAGAUAGAGAUGAUUGGGACGUUGUCAGGGAGAUGCCUGUUGCUAAGGACAAUAAAGAGCUUUUACCUACACAGUGCUAUGAUGUUCACGUUCAUACAGGCGACCACUGGGCAGCAGAAACCGAUGCUGAAGUAUACAUUACCAUAUAUGGAAGUAAAGGUGAUACUGGAAAACGCAAACUCAUCAAAUCUAACCAAUCAGAAAAAUUCCUGCGUAACCAAGUGGAUACAUUCACAAUAGAGGGCGUCACAGUUCAAGAGUUGUCAGCAGUUGUGGUGGGUCAUAAUGGGGUUGGUCAUGGAGCAGGUUGGUUCUUGGAGAAAAUUGAAAUCGAGACACGUGAAGGAGAGACGAGUGAUGUCAUGUAUACAUUCCCCUGUGGUAGGUGGCUUGAUGAUCAUGAGGAUGACCAUGUCACAGAGAGAAAACUUCGACCACUUGGCACACUCAACAAGACUAUAGAGCAGCCAAGACCCAAGUCUGACGCUAAAACUCAAGGUGCAUGGAAAGUGGUUGUACAUACCAGUGAUCUACACAAUGCUGGAACUCUUGCAAAGGUUCAUCUGACUGUCUUUGGGGAUAAAGGAGUAUCAGGGCCUACCCAGUUAACCACAGGGAAUGAGGAGGACUUUUCCCAGGGGGCAUCAACCUCCUUUAACAUCAAUCUUGGUGAUAUUGGUGAUCUAUUUAAGAUCCGAUUGGAGCAUGACAACUCCAAUGCAUUCCCAGCAUGGCAUGUUGAUAAGGUGAUCAUGGAAGAUGAAGACACAGGGGAAGAGCUUGUUUGCUAUAUUGACAGAUGGCUUGCAGUUGAUGAGGAUGAUCAUUCACUAUGUAGAGAGAGUGCAGCUGCUACAACGAGAAUGCAGACUCUCCCAGUUCUCCAUUAUGUUGUCUGCAUACAAACUGGGAAGCUACCAAAGGCCAGCACUGAUGCAAAUGUCUACAUAAACAUAAUCGGGGAAAAUGGCGACACUGGAAAGCGUCACCUAUUGAGCUCUUUGACAAGUGAGACGAAAUGGCAGCAAGGUCAGGCUGAUGUGUUUAUAGUAGAAGCUGUGGCAUUGGGCAAGAUUGACAAUGUCAUUCUGUCCCAUGAUGGAUCCAAGAAAGAUCAGAGUUGGUUUGUUGACCAUGUAAGCAUACGUGAGAGUGAGUAUGCUCUGACAGAGACUGUGUUUGACUUUGGGGGCUGGCUUGAAGCUGGAUCAGAAGGGGCAGAGGUGUCCCUUCUACUUUCAGGUGAUGAGGUUGCCAUUCCUCUACCCCCAUACCUUGACGAGAACUACAACCCCACAGGGCCAAGCUCAGGGAGGUGGAUCAUCUGGGUAAUAUGUGCCUCUGAGAACCUCCCUGGGACCACUGCAAGCCUCAGUAUGGUUGUGUACGGCACACACGGCAACUCUACGCACAUUCAGCUGUCUAACACGGAUGAGACUUUACAGAACUUUGAGCCAUUGUCUAGUCAGGCUUUUGAUGUUGACAUUGAAGACAUUGGAAAAUUCUACAAGAUCCGACUCUGCCUCAGUCCACAGACACAGAAUGAGUCAGUCCAUAUCAAAAAGCUGAAGAUGAAGGAUAUUGAAACGGGGGAAGAAUAUCUAUUCCUGUAUAAUGAUUGGCUCUCCAAGACAGAGACAAAUCCUGAUGCUUGUGUAGAGCUACCAGUAGUCAGACCUGACCUUCAACCUCUCAAAGAAACUGUGUAUGUUGUUUCUACAACAACUGGUGCGGCUCCACGUGCAGACACAGAAGCCACUGUAUAUUGUAAAAUAUAUGGCGACUGGGGCGAUACAGGCUCAAGGCUCCUCGCAACAUCAACAAAUAAUACGCAAAAGUUUCAACAAGGGCAGACUGAUAUAUUCCGUAUCUCAGCUGUGGACAUAGGUGAUGUACGCAAGGUUUUGAUUGGUCAUUCCUCAGAGGGUAGGGGUCAAGGUUGGCUGUGCCAGCAAGUCACUGUUAUUGCCAAGGAGAUGUCAGAUCGUGAAGUUGUGUUUCCAUGUCAUAGGUGGCUUGACACUGGUUGUGAUGAUAGAAAGUUGGAAAGAGAACUUCUUCCCCUCACAGAUGUCCCUGUCUUUGAUGUGGAGGAGAAACAGACCAUUGAAUCUAAGGGUGAAUGGAAAUGCUAUGUGAACAUGUACAACAAGAGUCCUGAAGGCACAUUAUCCCCUGUACAGUUGUACGCAGUGAUGUAUGGAGAUAAAGGUAAAACUGACAUGUUAGAGCUGAAGAAAGAAGAGACUGAGGCUGGAGAAGAAGGCCACAUGGAUGAAUACCAGUUGAAGUUUGAAGUUGGCCAGCUGUACAAGAUGAGAGUGCACUACUCCCAGGAGAACACUCCUGACUCUAUAUGGCCUGUGCAGGACAUCUUACUGGAGGACACUUCCACUAAGGACCAAUAUAAGUUUGACUUUGGAGGAUUCAUAGAUGAGGGUUAUACCCAGGAUUCUCUGGAACUUCCUGUGACAAUUUCUGGGAAAGUACCUGCUCGAGUGGUGAACUACAUCAUGACUGUCUACACAGGGGAGGUAGAGAGAAAUGGCACUGGUUGUCAAGUGAAUGUUUGUCUCCAUGGUAACCUUGGAGACACAGGGUCAAGGUCAUUGAAGUUGAACCAAGAUGGAGAAGAACCCUUCCAAAGUUAUCAGGUUGAUACAUUUGAAGUGAAGGCAGUUGACCUAGGAGACAUAGAGAAGAUCUCUAUAGAGAAGAUUGGUAACACAAUGUGGUUCUUGAAGCAGAUCACCAUCAAGGCAGGCCCCUAUGCUCCAGUGGAAUACAUCUUCACCUAUGACAAUUGGUUGGGUCACAAUGAGGAUGGGGAUGUUAUGGAGUUGGAACUGACUCAUACUGAUGAGACACUCGGUGAUGUGGCAGAGAAGGAUGUAGAAGGCAUCAAGAAGACUGAGGGUAGUUGGGAAGUGUGGACUACUACAGCUGCUACAGAGGGUGAGCAGGAUUCAUUCCAGGGUGAUGCCCAGGUAGUUGUAGUCUUCUGUGGUGACAAAGGGGACACCCAACCUGUACCUCUCACCCCUUCUGAUGAAGAUAAGAUCUUCCAACCUGAGCAGACGGACAAAUUCAAAAUUGCGAUUGACGAUGUUGGUGAGAUAUUCAAAGUGAGGUUAGGGUUGACAGGAACCAAUGAAAUGGCUGCAUGGUUUGUUGAGGAGGUGAGGUUUCAGGAUGAACAUACACGGGACACAUUCCACUAUGAGCUUAAUACCUGGGUCAGACUAGAUGAUGCCCACGAUGGUCUUCUGGAGUUUCCAAUCAUCUGGCCUGCAGUAAAAACAUUCCAAGUGAUCAACUACUGUGUGGAGGUGUAUACGGGCAAUGAAACAGAGGCUAGUACGGAGGCAAAUAUCUAUAUGACCUUAUAUGGUAAACAUGGCAAUACAGGGAAGAGAAUUCUCAAGCAAUCCAGCAACAAUGACAAACCAUUCUCCAUUGGACAGAUGGACAUAUUUGAAGUGCAGGCUGUUGACUUGCAAGAUAUUGACAGAGUUGUGAUUGGUCACGAUGGAACGGGUGAAGGUUGUGGCUGGUUUUGUGAAAAAGUCAUCAUCAAAGAGUCCCCUGAUGCUGAGAAGCAAUAUUAUUUUGGAUGCAAUAGGUGGUUAGAUGCAAGUAAAGAUGAUGCAGCAAUUGAGAGAGAACUUGUCAUCUCUGAACUCCCAACGCAAGAGGAUCCUAAAACACCUGUAAAAGAUGAACAGAAUAUCUGGAAUGUCUCCAUAAUAAACAGUGAUGGAGAGAAGGCAAAGAUGGAAGAUGAUUGGUCAGGAAAUAUUGUCAUGGUGAUCUAUGGCAAAAAUGGACGCAGUGAUGAGAUUGUCAUUGGAUCAAUCCAUGAUAGAAUCAUUAAUGAACAGGAGGAUGCUUUUGAGACUGAGAUAAAGGAUGACCUAGGAGAGGUGUAUAAGAUACGACUUGGUUUCUCACAUGAUACCACUGGAACCCCAUCAUGGCAACCACAGAUGAUCACUCUAACGGAACAAAAGUCUAAUGCGGAGUACAAGUUCCCCGUGACUCGUCCUGUUGCCUUGACAACACAUGUUGAUGGCUGGGUUGAGUUUGCCAGCCUUGAUAAGGAAGAUGAACUUCAGAAUGUCGCAUAUGAAGUUGUUGUUUUCACUGGAGAUGAGGAAAAUGCCGACACUGAGGCUAAUGUUUCCUUAGAGAUCAUAGGAGAACAAGGAGACACAGGCAAGAGGAAACUCAUCACUAGUACUAGUGAAAACCAGGAAAAAUUCAGGAAAGGACAGGAGGACACUUUCCGACUUGAUGCAAUAGACUUACUGACUGUAAAUAAAGUUGUGGUGGGUCAUGAUAAUCAAGAUGGUGGGCAAGGCUGGUUCCUUGACAAGAUCCUGAUUAGAAGACUCUCUAGUGAGGGAAUCCCUGAAGUGCAGUACAUCUGUCAAUGUACAAGAUGGCUUGAUAAGGAUCAAGAUGAUGGUGCUAUAGAAAGAGAACUGCUAGCUGAAAUGUACAAACCUCCAGAACCAACAGAAGAUAGAUGGAAUAUACAUCUAACAAAUGGUAAAGGUGAUGAUGUAACAGAGUUGCUCAAGGACCAAUGGUCUGGGAAGGUUGUCAUGGUGAUGUAUGGUGCUAAUGGACAAAGUGAACCAAUUACACUGGGUGAAAUCAAUGAGGAUAAGUUUAAUGAUGAGGCAGAAAAUGAGUUUGAGGUUGCUAGUGAACCAAGAGAUCUAGGGACUCUGUAUAAAAUCCGACUGGGAUAUUCUGAUGAUGCAACAAGUUUGCCCUUAUGGAGACCUAUCAAGAUUAAACUUGAUCAUAUUGAGUCCAAGGCAGAAUAUGUGUUUGAGAUGACAAAACAAGUUGCUAUAACAACAGAACAAGAUGGCUGGCUUGAAGUUCCUGCAAAUGUGAAUGAUGAAUCUUCUGCAAAAGAUAUUUUACCUGUUCACCAUUACCAGGUGAUAACAUACACAGAUGACAGGUUUGGUGCUGGGACUGAUGCUAAUGUUUACAUAGAGCUACAUGGAGGUAGAGGCAACACAGGGAAGCGCAAACUGCACAGGUCUCUUCUUGAUGGAGAAAACACAUUUGAGUCUGGAAAUGUUGAUUUCUUCACCAUAGAGGCAGUUGACCUGAAUGAACUGACCAGUGUUACUAUUGGCCAUGAUGGCCAGGGUGUGGGUCCUGGUUGGUACUUAGACAAGGUUGUGGUGAAAGAAUCCAGUGAGGCUGAACAACAGUAUAUCUUCCAAUGUGGCAGAUGGUUGGAUGAAUCAGAAGAUGACGGUGCCAUUGAGAGAGAGCUACCCCUUACUAAAGUAGAGGGUCAGGAAAAAGAAGGUGAUGACUGGAAAGUUUGGAUUGUGAAUGGCAACCAUGACAACGCUCCUGCAUCACAUGAUGACUGGACAGGCCGUGUUGUCAUGGUAGCAUAUGGAGAACAGGAGAAGAGUGAGGAGAUCACAUUAGGACCAAUAGGUGUCGCCUCUCAGGGAAGAUUCCUUGAUGAACAAGAGAGCAAGUUCCAGGUGGUGUUAAAGGCUGGACUAGGGGAUGUUUAUAAACUGAGACUUGGUUACUCUGAGGAUACUUGUUACAAUGGCGAUUCCUCAGAUACAGCUACUUUGUCCUGGAAACCCAAAACUAUGAUGCUCCAAAACUUACUAAGUGGUAAGAAGUUUAUGUUCCACAUUGAUGCAGCUGUUGCUAUCACGAAAGAUACAGAUGGUUGGCUGGAAAUCCCAACUAAAGCAGACCAUUCAGGUCUAGUACAGGAAUACCAGGUUGAGGUAUACACUGGUGAUAAGUUGGGAGCUGGAACUGACGCCAAUGUUUACCUAGAAAUUUAUGGAAAGAGAGGUGACACAGGACGACGCAAACUCAAGAAAUCUUUAAAUAAUUACAACAAAUUUGAGUCUGGGAAGAUGGAUGUUUUUGCUGUGACCGCUGUUGACCUGCUUGAACUUGACUAUGUUGUGGUGGGUCAUGAUGGGAAAGGUGCUGGCUCUGGAUGGUUCCUCGAUAAAAUUAUCAUUAAAGACUCCCCCGAGUCUGAUGAGAAGUUUGAAUUUGAAUGCAAUCAGUGGUUGGAUGAGGGAGAAGGUGACGGCAGGUUGGAACGAGAGCUUGACGUCAAGAUUAAUGAACCUCCCCCAACAGAGAAAACCUGGACUGUUACCACGACAACUGGUAAUGACCCCAAGGAUGAAGCUACUGCUCAGGUUGCUAUAGUGAUAUAUGGUGACAAAGACUCUUCCAAGUCCCUACCCCUUGGAGAAAAUAAGAAAAAUAAAUUCAAAGCUGGUACCACCAAUGAUUUUAGGGUUGAUAUAGAUGAAGAAUUGGGUGACAUUUACAAAGUUAGAGUGGGAUACAGUGAAGACAAACAUGCCUCCUGGUUCCUAGACACGAUGAAGAUUGCACAUGUGGAGAGUGGAAAGUCAUAUGAAUUUGAACUUAAUGACAGACUUGUAAAAAAUGACGAUGAUGAUGGAUGGAGGGAGAUACCAGUUAAACAAGAUAACCAACUCCAAGUGAACGAGUACCAGGUAAUGGUGUACACAGGCAACAAGGAGAAUGCAGGGACCAAGGCUAAUGUCUACAUGAAGGUUGUGGGAGAGAGAGGAGAUACAGGGAACAGACAGUUGCUCAAGUCUCUAACUUAUGGUGGGGACAAGUUGCAGGCAGACCAUAUGGAUCUAUUUGUUGUGGAGGCAGUGGACCUGGGUGUGAUUAGGCAGGUGGUAGUGGGUCAUGAUGUCCAGGAGUCUGGAGCAGGAUGGCAUUUGGACAAGGUAGUCAUCAAGGAAUCUCAGCAAUCAGACAAGGAAUAUGUAUUUGAAUGUAGCAAUUGGUUGGACAUUGGAGAAGAUGAUGGGAGCAUAGAACGCACACUGGAAAUUUCCACGGCAACAUCAAUGUCAGUACCAUAGUAUGUUGGAAGUAUUCACUGCAAUGUCAAUGUCAGUACCAUAAUGUAUUGAAAAUAUCAACCCAUCAUCAAUGUCAGUACCGUAGCAUGUUGAAAAUUUCCACUGCAACAUCAAUAUCCAUACCAAAGACAUUGAAAAUAUCCAGAACAAUGACCUUGAAUCUUACUGCCGUUGCUCUCACAACAGAUAUAACUAACUGCAAUGUUAUAUAUGCCUUUAAUGAAAAUUUGCCAAACUUGAUAAAAAAUGGAACCCGGCGUGGGGACUGCCUUAAAAUGACCCUCAUUCACAUAUAAUCACUUGACAUACUUGGUGAAUUGUCUCUGCAUGGUCUUUUACAAUUAUUUUUUGAAAAAACAUGAAUGACAUUCGUCAUUUCAUAUGUACAUGUAUAAAAAGAUGGUGUAAAUUAUAGCGUUCUGUUUACAGUCGCCAAAUUUAAUUGCUCAUCCUAUGACAAAAUAUAAUAUAUUGAUGUACAUGUUUAGUUUUGUCUCAUAAGUUGUCAAAAAAUUAUUUAGAUAUUCAUUAUUUUAUCAAGUAUGAAAUAUAGCCAAAUGGUAAUAAUCUGAUAUUAACAAAAUACAGCCUUUUAGAAAUAAUAUAUCAUUCAUUUUUGAAAGCUUUACAUGAUUGCCUUUUAUUAUUUUAUUAUUUCUUUUAUUUAUUUAUUAAUGUAAAUUCUAUUGAGUUUAAAUGUUAUAAACAUUUUUUCGGUAGGUAAAAAGCAUUGUAGAAUCCGCUGCUUUGUACUACUAUGAGUAUAUCUUUGUAUCAUGGUGCAAUGAUGUAACCUUUACAAAACCCAUAUUAUGAAACUCUAUACAUAUAUCAGUAUCAUGGUACCUAAUGAAGCUCAUGGUAUGAAAAGGGAAAUGAUAAUACCCAUAUACAUUAAAUGAUGAAAUUGUAUCAUUUUGUUAUUGUAUUGUUUAUUGAUUGUAAUUUAUAUAUGAAUAAAAAAGCUAUAUGUGCCAUUAUUUGAUUUCUUAACAAUAUUGCCUAAGACAUGUGGCCCAUAGAUAUUACAAGUAAAUGUUUAAUCUGGGGUUCAAUCAGCACCUCAAGAAGUUCAUUAAACCCUAAAAAUCUCCCUGUUCAGUUUUUUAGUGUACUUUUUGAAUAUUACUCCAUUUGAUCUUAGAUCAACGAAUGAUUACAACUUUAAGUAAACAAUGUUAACUGUUAUGUUAUCUAUUUAUUGUACAUAAAUAUAUACAUAUUAUAUAUUAUACAUAUAUUAGAUUUUAUUCAUUACAUUAUAUAUUUUUGUAUGAAUCUGUUAUAGAGUGCUUUAACUAGAUCUCUUAUACUGUAUAUCAUUGUUGGAUUAUAAGAAGUAAUUACAAAGCAUCACAACUGAAGUAUACAAAUCUAGUGUGUGAAUGAACUGGUUGGAUUUUACAUGUUUUAUGCUUAAUAUAAGCAUGGCUUUUUUUUCUUAAUCAUAGUGAUGAUAUGUAUUUUUUUGUAAGAUAUGUCAAAACAAAUACUGGCUCAACCUGGAGUAGAAUUGUUAUUGUUUCUAAAGUAUUAUAAUUGUUAUUUACAUGUACUUGGUAUUUAUGUGUAGUUCAACGACAUCUUGCCAAAGUAUUGUUCGUAUCUACAUAUUGUAUUGUGUAAUAGUUAUGUAAUAGUUACACCUAUGAGCGAUUUUAAAAAUAAUUUUAGUUUGGCUGCCUUCAAUAAUAUAUAACUUAAUAGUAUUUUUUAUUUCCGUCCCUCUGUACAUGUGUGGAUUAAAAGAUCUGUAUUUUUGUGCAAUAUGAAUAUGUUCUUGUAAUAUAAGUUUUAAAUUUUAAGUGCAUGUAAAAUACCAUGUGCAUGUUUCUUCUGUGUUAUAUCUUAGAUCUGCAUCUAGAAAUAUAUUACAAGUAAAUAUAAAAUAAGACAU
Molecule: messenger RNA, 13819 nt
Organism: Owenia fusiformis
Lineage: Eukaryota; Metazoa; Annelida; Polychaeta; Sabellida; Oweniidae
Source: the annotation of a GenBank genome assembly